AUGGAAUUCUUACAUUCGUCAUCUUCCCCUGCAACUAUUGCUGAAUUGGAUUUAUUCAAGUUACCUCCAACACAGACGGUUAUCGAAAGUACUUAUGAUGUAGAAUUUAGACCUAUUGGAUCAUUAGCCAAUGCGUUAGUUUUUGAAUUCAUAGUUCCUGGAUCUGAGCAUUACACUGACCUUUCUGCUUCUUAUUUGUAUGCAAAAAUGAAAGUUAACACUGAUGAUGCAUGCAACUUUGUCCCUACAAGUAAUCUUGCCGCUGCACUAUUUGAACAACUAGAUGUUUACCUUGGAAAUGUCAACAUAACUCCUGGAAACAGUUUAUACCAUUAUCAAUCAUACAUUGAUGAUCUAUUUUUCAAGUACAAGUCAGUACUUGAUGAUUGUCAAUUGAUAGGAGGAACAGAUGCGGAGAGAACUGAGAGAGUCAAAAAUAAGAAGACAUUCGAUAUCAUCAUACAAAUUCAUGCGCCAAUGUUUCAGCAAGAAAAAUUUCUAAUCGAUAAUGUACCCAGGACAUUACGUUUGAAAACUGCUCCGCACACUUUUGGAUUUAAAUGUUCUACAGCUGUUGACAAACUAUCUUAUGAGUUUGAACGUCUAUCACUUUUCAUUAGAAGGGUUAAAUUGUAUACACCAGUGCAAAUGUCAAUCACAUCACAUCUUGAGAAAAGUCCUGCAAAGUAUUAUUUGCAAAGAAAUGAAGUAAAAUCAUUUCACCUACCAACUGGUUUUGCUGCUAGUAGUAUUGAUAAUGUGUAUAAUGGUCAGUUACCACGUAAAGUAAUCAUUGGGUUUGUACCUGAUAAAGCCUUCAAUGGUGACAUAUCUCAAGAUUGUUUUACUUUUGUUCAUAAGAAUCUACAAAGUGCAACUGUUGUAGUUAAUGGAAUAAAGAUACCAAGUUCACCUCAUCAACCUGAUUUCACUAAUAAACUGUACAUGAGAGAAUAUUAUGAUGUUUUUAGAUCAAUGAAUCAAGAUCAUGGAUUCCCUCAAAUUAAUUUGCAAUACAACAAGUAUGCUGACAAUUAUCCUCUUUUGGUAUUUGAUCUUACUGAUGAUGGUACUUUGGCCUCGGAUUCAGGUGCAUUGUCUUUAAUUAAGCGUGGUAAUGUGCGAGUUGAUAUUCAAUUCAAAGAUGCUCUUGAUGAAGGAUUGCAUAUGAUUGUGUUUGCUAUAUAUGAUAGUGUUUUACAAAUUGAUGCAGCCCGUAAUAUUGCAACUGAUUACUGA
This is a messenger RNA of Tetranychus urticae (two-spotted spider mite), 1239 nucleotides long. RefSeq lists its product as uncharacterized. Lineage: Eukaryota; Metazoa; Arthropoda; Arachnida; Trombidiformes; Tetranychidae. The record is from RefSeq and is a predicted model, not a curated record.